ACUUCCAAGAAGCUUUUCUACAUAGAAUAUUGAAAAUCGAUUGGCACCUAUAGUAUUGCUUAUGUUUACAGUUCACGGUGGGUUUUUAAAUGUACUUUAUUCAAUUGAUAGUUUCUGUGUUUCGAAUAAUACGAAUCCUAGAAUAAGAAAUGGCACAGCAAGAUACUGAUAUAGAUUGCGACAAAAUGAAUGAGCAAUUAAAAAGUAAAAGUAUCGAUCUGGAUACUUACAGAAAUUUGGUUAAGUCGUAUUUGGAUUUACAUCUUUACAGUGCUGCUCUUUUCUGGGCUGACAAGGUCUUAUCUUUAAGCAACGGAGAUCCAAAAGAUGUGUGUUCAUUGGCACAAUGUAUGUUUCUCAUGAAACAAUAUCAUCGAGCUGCACACCUCAUUAGGAGUCAUGGACUCGAAAAAACAGAUGUUAUGUGCCAUUAUUUGGCAGUUCGGUGCUUGCUUGAAGCAAAAGAAUUUACUGAGGCCCUUCAAAUCAUCAACGAGACUGAAAUGUGUACAAAUAUUUCACAAUCUGGAGUCAGUUAUAGUGAUCAUGCUGAUAUUCUACAAGAUGCUCCAAAAAAUGUACAGAGUUCAAUAUUGUAUGUAAAAGGAAGAGUGUAUGAAGCAAUGGACAACAGAGCAGUAUCAUCAAAUUGUUACAAACAGGCCUUACGCUGUGAUGUCCAUUCAUAUCAAGCUUUUGAGGCACUUGUACAGAAUCAAAUGCUUUCUGCAGCUGAAGAGAAGGAACUUCUUGAUUCCCUUCCUAUCAGUGAACAAUGUACAGAAGCGGAAGGCGAAUUACUACGUCUAUUGUAUGAAAGCAAACUGAAAAAGUACCAAGUUCCGACAAAAAAACAACCAUUUGCUUCAUGCAGUAUAAAGGGUAUUCUCGUUACGGAUCGUCUCCUAGAUAAUCUAGACAUGCAAGUCUCGAAGGCUGAAAGGCUAUACUAUAAUUGUGAUUAUCACAAAUGCUUCUCGCUUACGGAAAGAAUACUUAAGAAGGAUCCAUACCAUAAUUCUUGUUUACCUGUACAUAUUGCUUGUUUAGUGGAAUUGAAAAAAACUAACGCGCUAUUUUACUUAGCACAUAAACUGGUAGACUUGUAUCCUGACAUGGCGCUUGCUUGGUUUGCUGUUGGUUGCUACUACUAUGCUAUAGGUAGAAGUGAUCCGGCAAGAAGAUAUCUGGCGAAAGCAACAGCACUGGACAGAUUAUUCGGUCCAGCGUGGCUGGCGUACGGCCAUUCGUUUGCAGUAGAAAACGAACAUGAUCAGGCAAUGGCAGCAUAUUUUAAAGCUUCUCAAUUAAUGAAGGGCUGUCAUCUACCAUUGCUCUAUAUAGGUUUAGAAUGUGGCCUAACAAACAAUCUGAAACUGGCCGACAAGUUCUUCCAACAAGCACAAAGUAUAGCUCCAGAUGACCCAUUUGUUAUACACGAGAUGGCCGUUAUAUCUUUUUACAAUAUGGAAUACAAAACCGCCGAAAAGCAGUUCAAAGAAGCUAUGAAAAGAGUCCAGGGCGACCCAAAAGAUGUUGUACUUCCAAGUAAAUGGGAGGCACUGCUCAAUAAUUUGGGACACACUUGUAGAAAAAUGAAAAAAUACGAAGAGGCUUUAGAUUAUCAUCAACAGGCCAUCGUACUAAAUCCACUGAAUCCAUCGACGUAUUCAGCAAUUGGUUUCAUUUAUGCGCUGAUGGGCAAUACCCAGGAAGCCGUAGACGCGUUUCACAGGGCAUUAGGACUUCAAAGAGACGACACGUUUACUACAACCAUGUUGGGAUACGUUAUGGAACAACUUAUAGACGAAGUACCUCCUUAUCCAG
Cephus cinctus (wheat stem sawfly) is the source of this 1827-nucleotide messenger RNA. It is a transcript of the gene Cdc16, whose product is annotated as cell division cycle protein 16 homolog. The annotation marks the transcript as partial. The record is from RefSeq and is a predicted model, not a curated record. Lineage: Eukaryota; Metazoa; Arthropoda; Insecta; Hymenoptera; Cephidae. Gene Ontology annotation, molecular function: protein binding. The transcript is spliced from 10 exons. Gene Ontology annotation, biological process: cell division.